This is a messenger RNA of Myripristis murdjan (pinecone soldierfish), 2356 nucleotides long. RefSeq names its product ELMO/CED-12 domain containing 3 (gene elmod3). The record is from RefSeq and is a predicted model, not a curated record. The transcript is spliced from 14 exons. Bases 934 to 2259 code for a protein of 441 amino acids. NCBI's taxonomy places the organism in Eukaryota, Metazoa, Chordata, Actinopteri, Holocentriformes, Holocentridae.
GUAAUGAACUUAGAGCCUGGGCAGGAAACCACAAUUCCCAAGAUGCACUUGAGAUUGCCGUGGCCACUGGACGGGGGAAGGGAAGCUGAGAUUGGAGGGAGAAAGAAUCAAAAACUGAGUUUUCAGAUCAUUUGGACAUAUGACAGCUGCUGCUGAGGACUUUGGCCAUACAGGAACCCUAUCCAUGACCCAUAUCUUCCCGGGCAAGGACAGUUUUUGCAUCAGAUGUGUGCUGUUUCAUGUGAGGCUGAAGACCUAACACAGUUGUGGUGCAAGUAUACUGAACUACAACACCACCUCUGUAGGUGCUCCUUGGAUUCCUCUUAAGUGCCAAAGUAAUGAAGUAUCUUGGACAGGGAGAGCCCAGCCCUGACAGGCAAUGUCAUUAUUCAGCUUCAGUGCACCUCUGAUGGGGCUGAUGAGAAAACCUACUGGCCCAGCAGAUCUGUGGAGGAGAGGAAGGAGGGAGGUUUCCAGGAAACACAUAUAUUGACAGAUAGUCAUAUCUUCCGAUCAGCUGAUACCUGCACAUUCCACCCAGUGCACACACUCCGAUGCAGAAGGCUGUUCCUUUGGAGUAACCGGUAAAACCAGGCUGCCAUCAGGAUCAUACACUCAAUGCCUGAAAAUCCUGGACCAUACUGCUUUUACCCAGGGAAAAAGAGGCUGUGCUUGAAGAAUACUAUGUUCAUGACUUGGCUAAUACCCAUUGCCAGUAUCACAAAUUAGUGAAAAAACCUGGUGACUUUGGACAGUGAACUCUCUGUGUAUGAAGAAAAGGAGCACAGAUAUUUGCAGUCAUUACAAAAGGUACACUACAGGAAACUAUGGCGGUCCUCGUAUCAGCUCUGCAGCCCACCGCGGUCCAUGACCUCAAAAGCCUUUAGAGGGCGGGAUUAGGAACACGCUUGCCAAGUAACACACACAUAUGCAAUGGAAGAAGACACUGGUGUCACACCACACACUGAGGGCCUGAAUGGUUUGUCCCGUGAAUGUAAACCAUUAGAGGAGAUCACCAAUGGCCACUCCAACCACAAGCCUGUCAUGAAUGGAGUGAUUAUCGGUCAUAAUGUCAAAGAUCACACCAAUGGUGGUGCACCACUCAGAUCCCUGCCAAUUUCAACACUGAAGCAGAAUGGUCUUCUGCAGACCCUGGCAGCUGGAGGGGACAAGCCUAAUCCUGCAGAGGAGGAUUCAGAGUUGGAGAAGGCCAGAGAGGAGUGGGAAGCUCUGGAGAACGUCCAACCUGCUCUCCCGGAGGACUCAAACCCAACCCCGCUCAUCUCCUUCAAUGAAGCCCUGCAGUACUUCCAGACCACAGACCUUGGGGACUUGCUGAAGAACAUCCAGCCAACCAUUCGCAGGACAGGCCUGGCCGCUAUCACACACUUCCUCUUUGGACCACCACGCCUGCACCGAGAACUUCUGGAAGAGAGGGAUCUAGUCUUCGCCAUUGCACAGUGCACUCUAGACAACAGCCAGACAGUCCACAUGCGUGUCCUCCAGACCAUCUAUAAGAGGCUGAUCGGCAGCAGGCUGGACUGUCCCCGCUACGGGACACACUGGGAAAACAUUGGCUUUCAGGGUACAGACCCAGCGACUGAUCUGCGUGGUACCGGGUUCCUGGGACUUAUGCACACUCUCUAUUUUGUGAUGGACCCAGAGACUCUACCAUUGGCUAGAGACAUCUACAAGUUAUCACAGCACCCUACACAGAACUUUCCAUUCAGCGUGAUGUCAAUCAACAUGACCCGAAUUGCUCUGCAAGUACUCAGAGAAGAAGCCUUGUCCAAGGAGUGUAAUCGUCGUCAGCAGGUGGUUGGCGUGUUGAACGAAUUCUACGUUGCCACGUAUCUGCACCUGUACCAGCUGUGGAAGACCCAGCAGAAGACCAUUUCUGACUCUGGCUUUGUUCUCAAAGAAGUGGAGCUGUUUGCCAAAAAGAACCCCAAGCAGAUGCUGCGUCGACUAGAGGUCUUCCUGAAAGAGAGGCGAUCAGGUGGGGUACCCCGGGGGGCCUCCCCCGACCCCCAGGCCCAACAGCCCUCUCCCAGCCUGGUUGUGAAACCAGAACCAAGAGAAAAACGGGUCCAUGCAGGAUGUUGGAUGCUCUCAGAGGAGUGGUCUGAAGUUCUGCUCCCUACAGUAGCUCGGCAAAUACAAUCACUUCUCUCAAUAUCCUGCGCUUUAUAUGAAGGUGUUUUACUGUUGCUGUUGUCUUGUCCCUCAGAGCAUUUUAUGACUGUACCUCGAUUGUAGAAGCCCUAUUUUAUAAUGAGAGUUAUUUCAGAAUAUUUGCUGUUGUACAUUAAAUGUAUUGUAUGGAGAAAGCUAAAUAAAUGCCAUUUAAAAAGUA